CCGAAGCUCAUAGAACCUAAGUCGAAGGACAUCUGUAUUUUAAGCUCUUAGUCUUAGACUUAGUGAUUUAGAGGGGAAAAGACUUAGUGGAGUUACUAAAAAGGAGUAGGUUCGCAGUUGCAAUUGUGUACGCAAGCGGAGGAGACGGUGUACUUCAUUUCACACCUGCAGGAAUUAAGUAUUUUUCGAAUGGAACUUUUGCCCGCGGAGCUGUAUGGAAAAAUCGACAAGAGGAACCCGGUCGUCUCAUCUUUUGAAAGCGAAAUUAAAGAGUUUACGGUGUUUAUGAAGAGGAUCUCCAGCGCACCAUCCAUCGACCCCCAGUUUUACGCCAAAGGGUCCAAAAAGCUGUUUGAAAUAUGGACCAAGUACAAAGUCCGGCUGCCAGCUCACUACUUUCAGGAGCAAAUGGUGCAAAUUGCUGAUUUUCUCUAUGACAUGAAGCUGUACAGAAUGGCGCUGUGGCAGGGCUAUGACCUCUACCUGCAACAGUACAGCCCUGUGAGCAUGCAGGACAUCACAAACGUGGACUACUUGAAGAGCUCCUUCUUUCAAAAGGGCUUCGAAACAGAUGAAGUCGGACUCAUGUUCCACGCCCUGCAGGCCCGGUGUCUCUGUGCCUUCAAGCUUGAGAAGGAGGUGGAGGAACACCCCAGCCAGAAGGGACUCGGGAGGCUGCAGAGCAUCCUGGACUUUCUACGGAUCCUCAUGCAGGCUGUGCUGCCUUAUGAGAGUCUGUGCUGGGUGCUCUACAAUGGUUCGGUGCAGAUUUACAGCAUCUGCAGGUAUCUUAUGUCCGCCAAUCAUUCUGCUCAGGCCCUCGAUUUCCUCUUGUGGGCCUGCAUGUGCCUGGAGACUUCUGUCCCUCUGCUCACUAUCAGGUUCUUGCCCUGGAGGGCCACGCUCUACUGCGCUGUGUGUCAAUGCUAUUAUGAUUGCCGUGCCGGCCUGCAGGCAGAGGUGUUUGCUCGUCGAGCCCUGGGCAAAGUGAACGAAUUGGCCAAACUUGAGGAGAUGAGCUGUUCACCAGCUUCUAGCGAGACGACGAUGGCCUUCAGAGAAGCGACGAUCAAGCUGGCAGCAAUGUUGUUCAAAAGGGUGGCGUACGAACCCGGGAGAAAGUCCAAAGGAGUCUGCAGACCCAAACAAAAGGGAAUACUGAAGGAGGCCCCAUGGCACCGCACCAUCACCGAACGGCUGCUGAUGGAGAUGUUUGAGGGCCACGCUGCCCAGCUCCUGGCUGUGAUAGAGGCACUGUGGGACACCUCCCAUCGACCGCUCCACACUGGGAUCCCCGAGGAACCUGAGAUGCGGGAAGUGGUCAUGGAGCUGCUGUCGGUGGGGGUCAGCAUCCUCACUGGAAUUGGGGUCUCCAGCGGGAAUGUUAGAGCUGACAAUAUUGACUUUCCCCCUGCUUUGAGUGGGAUUGACCCCUCCUCUACUCUCCUCGAGAUGGCAAAGGCUGGCAAGAAUACUGUUUCGGUGGAAGCUGCAGUCAAAUUUGUGAAGCUCCUCUUUCUGUACGGGCAGUGGGACAUGUUCCGCUGCCUCUCCGGCCUCCUCGUUCCACACCUCAAGAGCUUGGAGGAACUUUCCUUCAUGCGGAUGGAGGUGGAGCUGACUCUGCUGGAGGCCGUGGAGCCCCUGGUUAACAUACAGAAGAGUGAAUACCCAGAUAGAGACAAGCUUGGGGAAGUGAUGUCUGAGUCCAGCAACCUGCUGGCGCUAGCAGAGACUCUUCACACUUCUGUUUGUGGUUCAGCCCAGGACGUCCAACCUGACAGAGAUCUGGUGAUAGACAUCAUGCACUUGUUGUGGGCCAGAUGCAAGGCGGUGAUCCAAAGUGUCCAGAAGGUGCCCUCGCACCCUAAAUGCUGUCCCCCAACACUGGAGAACCAAACUAAGUGGGCUCGGACCCUGUACCUGCUGUGUAAAGUGUCCUUCUCUUACAACUUCGCCCACUUGGAGCCAAUGGCUAUGGCUGAAAUGGCAGUGUUGCUCGCGGCCGUCCUGGAGAGCAACCCCGGCUCUGCGCUCCCACCAGGGAGGAUCACAACGAGACAGGAGAACAGCCAGCGGGUGGCGUCUGCAGACCAGCGAUCCAAUGCUGCUGCCAUUCAUAAAGAAACAAUGGAACAGCUCCAGAUGGUUUUGGAGGUGGUGGAGCAUGCCAUAGAGAGCAUGAACCUGGGUACAGCCCUCUUCUUCCCACGUGAUGGGACGGCUGUGUGUGACACGGCCCGGCUUCGGGUUUGUGCAUGUCCAGUCCUGCAGUCAUAUGGAGGGGAAGAGACUGAAGGCAGUGUGAGUAGUGAAAGGAGCUCUACUGGCAGCUGCAACAUCAUAGCCAUCUCCAAAGAUCUUCACCUUGAGCUCCUGGCAAUCCAGCACAGAGUGGCUCUCAAGCUGCUUGAAGCAUCUACAGGCGAGCCAUCGAAAGCGGACAGUAAAAGGUCACUAACACCCCGUGAAAAUGUGGAGAACCCUGCAGCGAAUACGGAGAGGGCAAGAGCAGAAGCUGCGUUGCUGGAGAAAAUUGGGAAGAACAAGAUAUCCAAGGCUAUGUUCCUCAUGCAGAAGGCUCUUCUCUCUCACAAGAAGGACCCAAACAGUUCCGAAGCCACACAGCUCCUGGAGCUUUCUGUGUUACAGGAGGCUUUGACCCUGGUAGAGAAAACAGAAGUUGAGGAAAAGAGACUGAUCGGUGCCAGAGCCUGUACACAGGCAGAGGAGAAGGAGGGGCCUGAAGGGAGGAGUAAGGUCCCUCCACCACCCAUCCUGCUCUCUCGAACACAUCACUCCAUGACCUUUGCUCCUGCACCGUAUGCCCUGAACAAACAGGUGCGCUGGUACAACCUUUAUGGACGGGAGGCCAAAGGUAUCAAUCUGAAAGUGCGCCUGGGGGACUGUUCUCUCCCAGGCACAGGAGAGCAGGUGCCUGCUCUAGGAGAGCCCGUUCUGUGGGUGGACGGGCUGGAGCCCAAUCGCACAUACGUGUUUGCGGUGGCUGCGUAUGAUGCCAAAGGGAAGUUGAUAGGGGGUGCCAUCGGAGAGACCACCCGGCCACUGCUGGCCUCCCUUCCCCUGCCCUUGCUGACCGCCUGGGCCUUCCUGGCGCAGGUGGCCUAUCAGACUGGGCUCCACGCACUGGUCGAGAGGGCCUGUGGUGAGCUGUGGGCACACUUUACCCAUGGUCCUCUGCCCAGGAAAGAAGCUCAGCUGGAACCAGAGCCCUAUAGCUCUUUAGAUGGGCUUUCAGUUAUCCGGCUGUGUUCAGAAGCGUUGCAGCACUCCUCCCCCCUUCUCCUUCAGCUCUUCCUCAAAUCCAUCUUCAUGCAAACGGACAUCCACGUUCAGGAGGGUGCACUGUACUGCGAUGUGCUGAGUGAUAGAGGGCCUCUCAUAUGGGGACAGGUGGCACGGCUAGCUGAGUGCGAGCACCUCUUGGUGGCACUGGAUCUGGCGCUGUGGCUGAAUGACACGAGUGCCGCCCUGCAGGCUGUGGUGGGCUGUUACGGCUUACUGGCUCCUCUCAUCUACCACAGAGUCCAGUCCGAGGCCGUGGUGCAGGUGGUGAUAAAGUGCCUGGUUGUCCUUCAGGAGAUCCCUGGAGUAUUCCACCAGAAACAUCCCAUGUCCGCUGCAGAGUCCCUCCUGCACAUGGUGGCCUGCAUGACGUACUAUGUGAGCAAGGUGCUGCGCCUGUCCAAUCAGCACCGCCUGGCUGCAGCCAUGAUUGAUCGGGGCAGGAAGCUUCUGCAGGAGGCCAACGACGCCCUGCUGGCUAUGAGUAAGACGGUGCCAGCCAGUCUUCAUUUGGUCCCAGAACAGAAAGCAGCCAGCAAUCAGUUGGGCAGGGAGUCCAGUAAACAGCUCAGAGCCCUGGAAGCCAGUGCCACAAUGAGCAAGAUAAUGAGCAUCUCCCUACAUGAUGAUCCCACUAGGAAAAGGGCAGCCUAUGACCUGGUGGUCCAGGGGGACAUCUGCAUCCUGUACUCCGUGAUCAUCUCCAGCUCCCUGAAGACGGCCUUCCACGAUGUAAUGAAAUACAAAUGGAAGCCCUUCUUCCUGGAGAUUGCAGUGCACCUGCUCCAAAGGGGGAUUGAGGAGAAUGAGCUGGAGCUGGUGUUGAAAUGGGGGCAGGACAUCCUCGGCUGGCUCAGCAGGCGAAAUGAAGCUUAUAAAAAGGGUAAAAAGAGCAGCACUGUGCAAGGCAAGGGACAGGAUGAGGCGGAGAAGGACCUGAAGAAGUACACCUCCUCCGUCAUCAAGUACAGCAAGAACCUGGCAGGCCGCGCUUCCUGUACUGACAAGAAGUGGAGGAAGCAGCUGGCUACUCUAAGGACCCAAAGCAAGGACUGGGAAAGCUGGGCGCUGAACACCUUGCGGAGGCGGCUUCCGCUAAUGCUGCGUAGAUGCCAGCAGAGGAGGCAUUUGCGUCGCGUGUGCUCCGAGGAGGCGGCCUGGCGCUGCCAUCUUAACCUGAAGCUGGCCGUGUGCCACCUGGCCCUGCUGUACCGGAGCCUGGAGCAGUGGCACGGGCUCCGCGCACAACAUAGCUACAGCCGUCUGGACCCAAUGCUCUUCUCCCUGGCCAGUGUUGGUUCCCUGGUGAACUGGAGGAAUGCAGCACAGCACACCCAAACCCCAAAAACCCCACCGCCACUCCCCAAGGAGGUCCCUGAGCCCCUUGAGAAGAUGUGUCUUCAGAAGGCAGGGAAGGAGGCCACCCCAAGCAGGGAAGCAGAGGAGGAGUCUAACAUUGUGGAGAGUGAGGUCGACAUUGACCUAAACACUCCCCGGACCCAGGUGACCAACGACUCAGACUAUGGGGAACCAUCCAUGGUCUCGGAAACAACCGUGGCCCGCACCAUUCCCCAGCAUCUGGAUUCUCUGACUAAGGCAGCUUUGCACUUGAGGCGAGCCAUGGUGCUGGCCCACCGCGGGGCCCACUGGACAUCUUUGCAAUGGACAUGCCGAGUGCUGUGGGACCAGACCAUUGCCAUUACCCAACUGGUGGAGAGAGGGUCUUUCCAAGGGGAGCCCAGCUCCCUCACCCUGGACCAGGUGUACACUGUUGUGACUCCACUGCUAAUCCUGGCUGCUGAUCUCCUUCUGGACAUGAUGUACAGAGCUCAGCUUUGGAAGGCCUACAAGGAAGAUGACAAUGAGUUAGAGGCUAGCAUGCAUUUCUCUGGCUCAGUGGAUGAUACAACGCUGAUGGAUUUCCGCUGGCUGAAGGCACUGGUUCUACGGGUGCUGGAGCUUCUCUACCUGCAGGAGAAGUGGGAGACCCUGGCACACCUGGCACUCCUCUUUAAUGGCCUGACUCAUGAGCGUUACACCCACGCUGUCACCCCACUGUUGGUUCAUGCCCAGAGGAAGUUGCUGGAGAGGGUGCAUCAGUUUGGGGGCCCAUCGCCCCCGCAACCCCACUUCUCCAGAACCGAAAAACUCAUGGGGGUGAAGAUUACCUCCAGGAACUAUGUUGGAAAGCAGCUGCUAUCAGCAUGGACGUCCAAAACAGGGGGUCAGGAGUCAGCAGAGCUGCAAAGAGCCCUGGUGUUGAUUUCCGUACCCCUGGAUGUGGACGACGCCCUGUUCUGUUUCCGGGAGAUGGCAGAGAAAGGCAGUUACGCGGUUCAGACCUUUCGACACAGCCGCACACUGCUCCUUUUGCUGCUAGCUGACACACAGCCCAGUUUUGAGGUCCCCUUCUGCAAGGAAGGCACUGGCCACUCUCAGAGUAUGGUGGAGUUCAACGUGGACACCAGUGCUGCUCUGAGCAUUGGCCCUGUUGACCUCUCCAAUGAGGAUUUCAGCGCACCGAGCUCCAUCUACAGCUCCCCCCUACCUGCAUCCCAGCUACAGACUGUCAUCUCCUCCUACACUAACUCCAUCAAAUACCUCCAGGCUAAUAACCUGAACUCCCUCUGUGUCCUGGCGCUGCAUGAUCUGGGAAACUUGUACUUCUACAAGGGGAACAAAAGGGUCGCACACACAUAUUGGAAUAAGGCUCUAGACAGCGCUCUGCAAUGCUCGGGAGUCCUGGAGUCAUGGGACGGGGUCUCGUGGGCUGGUUGUGCCCCCCAGGAGGUCUUGUAUCAUGCUGGCAUCUGGGGCUGUCUGCAAGGAGCCAUGAUAAGCGCCAAGAUCGCCCAGUACCUCCUGACCUCAGAUGUGAGUCAGCGCACUAGAUGCUGCCUGCUCUCCGCCCUGCUCUUCAGGACAUUGCUGGGUGCAUCACUGCCACACCCUCAGCCCGACUGGCAGUACUCCUUCUAUGUGCCAGGCCCGGAGUUGAUCCCAGGGCUGGAUCUGUUCUCCGAUCCGCUCCGGGCUAAUCUGGGUACGGCUGUGUCUAGCCUGUCCUUCCUCUGCCACUGGCUCUACGCUUCUUCCCACUUCCUCAAGAUCUUGCCCCCGUUGUCUCUCUACCUUCACGUAGUUGGUACUGUCUGUCGAGACCCACAACACGUCAUCAAGGGUCGCAUAUUAAAGGUCAGGGUGCUGACGGAGAUGGGCCUAUUCAGAGCUGCCAUAAGAGAGGUGGGCACCCUGCUGCGGGGGGAGAACAUCCUACAGCCUCAUGGCAGCUUUCUGGCUGUAGACAAACAACAGGUAAAGGAGUUCGACACCUCAAAGCCCCUUCUUGAGCCAUGUAAUCUAGAGGCCAUGGGAGAGCUGGCCAACUGGCAUCUGAACCCAGAACUGGCCUUGCUAUUUGGACCCCGGAUGAGCCGGAGGCUGGAAGUAGCCAGAGCACAACUCCUGCUAGCCAUAAGCUCCUCCAUCCACUGUCUGCCAGAGCCCCAGGGACAGAAUAUUGGAGCACAGGGGUACCCAGACGCUCUAGCACAGUAUAGCUCCAGCAAUCCUGAGCUGAGGGGCUCGCCCACCAGUGACAGUGAUGACGCUCGUACGGGAGACAGGAAGCCCGUGGGCCUGUGGUUGGACCCAAAGAAAGAGAAUGUCACCCCCAGCAAAGUCAAGGCCCUGCUGCUGAGGGAGGUGACUCGUAUCCUGAUGCCUCUGCUCUCCAGCACCCAGCUGCCGGUGCCGGAUGCAGAAGAGUUGGAGGUGGCCGUGGAGGUCCGGCUGCUGCUCUCCGCUGUUUCUCUACGGCAGGGCAAAGCUGCUUCCAGUGCAGACCAGGCAGUUGCAGCCCUGCACCUGUUCCAGGACUCCCCCCUGCUUGGGGACAGGAACUUGUCUCCUACCCACAAAGUCCCCUCCUCAAACCUGAGGCAGUCCAGGGCCAGGAGCGAGCAGGGCAGUCUGAUGGAGGCUGAUCUUGACUGUGGACCCUGGCUUGGCGACCUGCCCUGCGUGGUGGAGGCCAGCGAGCGACUGGGAGCUUUGUGGCUGCGCUGCAGGCUGACUGUGGUCAGAGCCCUAGCGGAGCACUUUCCGGGGACAGCCAUCCACCCAGGUGUGGACAGCAGCACCAAAGCUGCCAAGGUCCUGGAAGAGGGUCUCCAGGACACUGAAACCUGGUGUGACCCCGAAACGAGAGCACUCUUGCUCCUGCAGGGGGCGAUCUUGGCCAUACAUAGCGGGAGGCCAAAGGACGAGAGCGCCUCUCUGCUGCAGGAGGCAGCUAACCUGCUUUCAGAUUGCCGCUGUCUGUCCACCCGUGCGGCUCUGACCUUAGCAACCGCCAACCUGCAGCUAAGUGAGCUGAAAGGCCCUGAUGGCUACAACCUGCACACUGUUAUCCAGAAGCUCCUGCAGCAGCAGCUUUCUGCCCUGGGGGAGCACAUCACCCUUGGAGAAGGGGGCCAAGUUGUCCUUCUCAGCUCCCUUGGAAUAAGGAACAUGUAUCUCCCACAGCUACCCCUGCUGGCCAAGGCCACCAUGCACCUGGGUAAUAUGCUGCAGGGGGCAGGUUAUAUUCCAGGUGUGGUGGACGGGCAGGUGUGUUAACGGUAUGUUUCCACAGGUCGAUGUCUGGUUCUCCAGGCUGUGGACCCUGACCAGUGGCUCUCCGCACAACGUACCUUGGACUCGGCACUCCGGGUCUCCCAGGCCUCAUCCAGCAGGGAUAAGGAGCUGGAGGCCGACAUCCUCUACUGCAGAGGCCUGGUGGAGUCUAGGCUGGUCUCUCUCAAUGAGUGUCAGCCCCAGGAUGCGGUGGACACCUUCCUGGAAGCCAUCAGCAUUGCUCAAUCCCACAGUCACAACCUAUGGUUUGUACGGAGGUGUUACUUGGAGAUAGCCCUGGUGUACCUGCAGCAAUGGGAACAGGUCUGCUCAGCAGACCACCGUAGCCCAGAGUCUCCAUCCAGGACUGAAGAGAACCAACAACAGCAGCCCACCUUGAGCAGAUCCCUGAUCUGCUGCGAACUCCAGCCACUCCUCUUCUCACUGUGCCUGAGGGCAGCUGCUCAGGUGAGCGAGGCCCAUGCCAACCGGGUCCUGCUCUGCGGGGUCUCAGGUGGGGCUGGAGGAGACAACGUGCAGCUCUCUGCCCUUGAGUUUCUACCUGAGUUUGUCUCCAGCGAUCUGCUCAUCCCCUGCGGGGGAUUGGAUGAAGCGAUCAAGAAUGACUCUAGCCCCUCCCCAGAUGAUGACCGUUCACCUACUGGUCAAAAGCACACCCAGCUCACCUGGAUUCACCUUGCUCGCUACCAAGCCCACCUCCUCAACUUGCACCACAUUGCCACACGCCCAGUAACUCACGGUGGUUUGGAGGGCAUGUGCUCACUGGGUUUGGACAGCAGUCUUACCCUGAGGCUGGCUCAGCUGCACAGCUUCUUCAGUGCCUGCUUGCCCUCCUACAGGAAGCGGUGUUGUGCCCCCAAACCCCUCACCGCCCUGUUGAAGCCCAGCACCCCCCAGCCUGGAGCACCGCCUGCAGCGGACCGGGGUGUAUCGCAGGCCGCGAUGCGUCUGUCCCCCUUGGUGUGCGCCGACAAGGAGCAAGUGUGCAUGCAAUGGCACCACCCAGUGCUAGACGGGUCUUCACAGCACCAGAACAUGGCUCUGCUCCUCUUUGCCUUCCAUCCCGACCCUCUGUCUGCUCUGGGGCCCACAGCUGGCGCUGUAUCGCAGCUGCACUGUGGCCGGUUAUGGGUCUCCUUGGAAAGCCUGGAAGCUAUACAUGCCCAGCUGUGCUGUCUGUGUGCCGGAGCCACUGUCUCUCCUUCGCCUCCCGCCAGUCCCAGUGUGCAGAAGCAGCAGAGUAGCAGGAGCUCAGAGAACGGACGAUCACGGGACCCCCACACACAGGAGCUGCAGGAGAGGACCAGAGCCUGCUUGGCUCAGAUCAGAGCCUUGCUGAAGCCCCACUCAGAUCCGACUGACAUCAGUAAAGAGCCACCAGAGCCAGAUGUGCAGAGCCUGGGUGACCUGGAGCGCUGCUUCAAUCCUGCAGGAGGUGCUGUAGUUACAGAGGCUGCACUGGUUUCAUGGCUGGCCUCCCUGCUGCUCUGAGCGCCACACACCCGCCCCCCCUCCCUCACCAGGACCCUAGCGACCAAUGCUGCACCUAGCAACUGGCAGGGAACCGCUGCAAACCCCCCAGAUGGUUCGAGCAACAGACACUGCGUCAAAACCUGGACCUGCUUUCUCCCUUAGAAAAACUUAAU
Messenger RNA from Scleropages formosus (Asian bonytongue), 9590 nucleotides. It is a transcript of the gene cfap54, whose product is annotated as cilia and flagella associated 54. The transcript is spliced from 67 exons. Lineage: Eukaryota; Metazoa; Chordata; Actinopteri; Osteoglossiformes; Osteoglossidae. The record is from RefSeq and is a predicted model, not a curated record. Gene Ontology annotation, biological process: cilium assembly.